AUGCCUUGCUGCGGCGAUCGAGAGAAGGGCGGCCCAGUGGCCUUGGAGGAGCAAUGGGAUUAUAUUAACCUCAACGACUUCAAAUCGGAGUCCUGUCUGUCGCCAUUUUCUUACUUCUUUCUGUUCGUUUUCCUGCUUGUUUCGCUCGCUGUUUACGCAGUCGACACCUUUACCGCUGUGACCCUUCUGGCGUUUUCCCGCUGGGCAGGGCAGAUCGAACCAGCGAUUCCUUUCGAGUAUUCUCGGUGGAUUUUCGCCGCUUGUAUUCUCCUCUCCUUUGCUCUUUUGGCCUGGAGAUGGCUUCGUGCUAUCCGUGCGAUACGUUCUGGGAGCGUUGCGCAGAGCUAUCUUGAUUCGCUCGCUGCCCGAGUCCAAAGUAUUCGCAUGGGGGAGAAUGGUCGCGGCUGGAGGAGGUUCUUGGUCUUUGGAGAGCUCACCAAGAGUAAGAAGGGAGCUGAAUAUGCCGCUUUAUUUGCAUAUUUCUCCUUUGAAAGCUGGAUGAAUACUGUCCUCGCCGAUGGGCCGCGCCAGGUUGUUAACGCUAUAACUCUCUAUUCAGUGACGAAGAUGGAUUUGCUUCCUGGUGGUGAGAAUGCAGUUGAAGAAGACAAGCCAGCAAUUUUACAAUUUUUCGACAACGUUAAAAUCCUCGCCGAUGAGAAUAACCUGCGCGCCCUCGUUUUGGCCGGUAUGGUCUUUACAGUGGUUAUUUGGGUGUUGUCCAUGAUCAAGUUAAUAAUUGCGAUCAUUCUCUACCUGCUUUUCCUUUUUCACCACAUACCCGCGCAGGAUGGAACGCUGAAAGCGUACUGCCAUAGAAAGAUCAACACCAGACUCAAGCGCAUUGUGCGGACGAAAGUGAACAAGGCUCUGUCAAAGGGUGUUGCGCUGCAAGACCGUACUCCAACGAACCCGAACAUGCGGACCGAUCGAAAACCUACGUUACCUGUAUUUGGAGACGACGACAAGACACCUAUUGUCUCAGCUCUUUCACGUACGACGACUGAAGCGACCAUGACCACCCUCCCCGCAUACACGUCGCGCCCUGGAACGGCAGCCCCUCGGGAGCGUGAACCAACUCUCCCCGAUGUGGCUAUCUUUCCUGAAAAGCCCUCGCUUAGCCGUACGGUCACAGAAUCUUCUGCCUAUUCUGACCCUACCUCAGCUCCUGCGGUCUCUGCAUAUAGCCCGCUAGACCGCGGAGGUUCUCCAGCCCCUCCAAUGCCUCCUCUUCCCGAUACCGCUUCUUUUGCUACGGCGCGAAAUCAUACACCGGUAUCACGGUCCAAUUUCACCCCCGGCCCUUACAGUACCCGCGGGCCUCCCAGCCGUAUGGGCUCUGCAGGUGGCACACGAGAUCCAACAGAAAGACGGGAUCCAUACAGCCCUGAGGGCUAUGAUAAUCCAUCGUCCGGCAGCCCAUUCCGCGCUUAUGGUACUCCUGUUGAUCCCCACUCACGCACACUAACGCCAAUUGCUUCCGUGGCAUCUGGCGAUGCAGGUUCUAUGCGAAGUUACACUCCUAACGCAUACAAUUCUCGUCCAACCCCACCCCCCGCCAACCCUCCACGGUCUUUUACUCCGGGAAGUGAGGCGAUGAACCGGGGUUCGCCAGUAUAUCCCAAUAAUGAACAACCCGUUAGAACUUUCUCUCCAGUGAGCUCACGGGCACCUUCGCGGGCUCAAGGGGGAUAUACACCCUACAAUGCUUCGGCAAGAAAUCUUUUUUUGGUCUCUCCAACUGACGUCUCGGUCGCGAUGCCCGAUGUAAAUGGACUCAAUAGCCCCGAUAAAUGGCCGCGCGACUCCGAUCGAGCCACAUCCAGGUUAGAACCUGGUGCCUCUCCCCAAACAGAGCCGUCUCACCCCAAGUACGAGCGCAGAAACUCAAAUACCGAGACGAGGAAUAUGCAGAAUGGAAAUCGAACCAGGGCUGGUAGUGGUCGUGGUCGGCGAGGAUCUGGUGAGGAUUUGAAAGGUGGCCACUUUCCAGGGUCGCCCGAUAAGACAUUCGGUUUUAUGUUUGAGCACUCCCAAGAGGGGGCGGCUUCUGGGUCUGAUUCAGAGCCUCGCAUGCUACAUCGUACUUCUUUGGUGGAUGUUCUUGAGAAUGCUGAAGCUACUGCUGAACUCAACCGAUGGGUUCGAGAUCGGUCACCUUCCAAAGACAAAGACCGCGACCGCGUCCUCAAGCUCUCGCCAGACAAGAUACAGGAACUCACGUCGUCUCCUCAAUCGAUCCCUUACCGUGCAGCUCGCUCGGACCAGGAUCAAGAGCAGAGCCGAAGAGUGGUAUCCGAUAGCCCAGCCUCAUUGCUCCCGCCGAUUGAGUCGGACAUCCCGGUCUUCCGCCCGAGUGAGCCAAAAUCCGCCGCGGCUAUGGAAGAGAACUCUGCAACACAGUCCGUUAGGGACGGAUCGAAUAAAUUUGAGGGACUGCAUGGUUUAGGCCUAACAUCGCCUUCCAGUCGGAACCGUCCGCAUAUAAGCCGUGCUGUAUCGACCCCCCAGUCUGCACGCAAGCAGACCUUGCCAGGGAACAAUACUGAACGAAUCGCACAGACGUGGGCAUCUCGGGCUAGACAGGACCGCCCUUCAGUUGGCCGUGAAGCUGAGCCUAAGAGCCUCAAAAGCCCCCCUCCGCCGCUCGAGCCAGCUUUGCCAUCUCCCCUACCUCAAAACAUUCCUCUACCUCCAGUCUCCAUCCCCACCUAUUUACAGCUGGAGCUUGCUUCCGGAAGCCCAUCUCCACUGUAUAUCCAUCGAACUGCCAUGAGCGACUUCCCAUACGAAUCGGCGCGUGUUAAGCUGGAGCGACUGAUGAACUUUCUGGUGCUACCUCCAGCUUUAGAGCAGGUGCUAUGGUUUGGCAUCCUGGCAUGUCUGGAUGCGUGGUUGCAUUCUUUCACAAUCCUCCCUCUUCGUUUUAUCAAGGCGGUUUAUAUUCUGCUGGGGUCGUGGGCCCUGAACUUGGCAGCCGAGGCUCAGUUUUUGGGCGAUUUCGUCAGAAAGGGUGUUGGACGAGUUUGGCGGCGACGAAACCGGGGGCCGUCCGUAUCGUCAACGACAGAAACACCUCCACUUGAUCGUAACAACAAGCCCUCUAAACCAGCAGAACCGCGCCGGCGCUACCGUGCAGAUACCCACCGACACCGAAGGCAGAGGUCAAUGCCGUCGGCCCUGCUCCCAGAUGACAAGGCUGACAUCCUGAAGGGGCUGUUGAUGGUUACUACCUGCACAAUCCUCAUGUAUUUUGAUGCUAGCCGUAUGUAUCAUUGGAUUCGCGGUCAAGCAGCCAUCAAGUUAUAUGUGAUCUACAAUGUUUUAGAAGUCAGCGACCGUCUUUUUGCCGCCAUUGGGCAAGAUGUUCUUGAGUGCCUAUUCUCUCGUGAGGCGCUCGAACGUCGGCCAGAUGGUCGAAGUAAGAUAUUUCGGCCGCUUGGACUGUUUCUGCUGGCACUGGCUUAUACAGUUAUCCAUUCCACCGCUCUUUUCUACCAAGUCAUGACGCUGAAUGUGGCUGUCAACUCUUACUCUAAUGCUUUGAUCACUCUGCUACUCUCAAACCAGUUUGUGGAGAUCAAGUCUUCGGUGUUUAAGAAGUUUGAGAAGGAGAAUCUGUUCCAGCUCACUUGCGCGGACGUGGUUGAGCGGUUCCAGCUUUGGCUCAUGCUUACCAUCAUUGCCUCGCGGAAUAUGGUUGAAACCGGUGCAUUCCAGUUCGGGGGCAGCCUGCUCAGCACAAGUGCAACUGGCGCGGCCCCGGUAACAAAUAGCACCCCUCUGUCGACUCCUCCAAGGUCGUCGACCUCAAUCCUUCCCCAAGCCUUUACACUUGUUCCAUCUUCUGUAAUGGCCUCCAUCAGUCACGUUAAUUCGUUUCUGCCUGCGCUGGCCCAGGUUCUUGGUCCUUUCCUGGUGGUUCUCGGCUCGGAAAUGUUUGUCGACUGGCUGAAGCAUGCAUACAUCAACAAAUUCAACAACACACGACCAAAUAUCUACGGUCGAUUUUUGGAUAUUCUCGCCAAAGACUAUUAUACCAACGCCUUUGGUGACCAAAAUUUGACCCGCCGCCUCGGGCUACCGAUAAUACCUCUUUCGUGCCUGUUCUUCCGUGUCUCAGUACAAACGUACCAGAUGUUCUUGGCUGCACUGCUGCCGCAGUCUCCACCGUUAUCACCUUCAUCCUCCAUUGCCGUAGAGACCACGUCUUUGGCAACAAUUCAUAGUCAGUACGUACCGGCAGGCCCGGUACCCUCACCGCCACCAAUCACACUAGGAAAUAUUUUGCCCGCAACAGCAGCCCAUGCAUCGGUAUGGUUUCGUCGAGCCCUUGCGAACGCAAUGCCGUCACCCGCUCAUUCUGUCUAUAUCUUUACGGUUGUAUUGGUGCUGACUGGAUUUGUCCUUCUGCUGAUACUGAAACUUCUCCUGGGCAUGCUGCUUCUUACAUACUCACGAUCCCGCUACAAGUCGAUGAAACAACGAGAGGCGGAACACUCGGCGCCGGCAUCUUCCUCUACCACACCUAGCAUGCCGGAAGGAAACGGUGCACCACGUGCGCGCGGCUACGACGUAGAGGGAGCCCGACGCUUUGGCGGCUGGGGAACCGUAGAACUUAACGAAGAUCACCGGCGAUGGAUUUACGUUGACGAUCCAGACAGCCUACGCAAGUUGAAGGAGAAGGAAAGUCAGAAGGGGAAGAGCUCACGUGGGGAUGAGUUGCAUCUGGACCAUGUCCAGCGAUACGAGAUGGCCGCAAAGCGGAUAUGGUAA
Aspergillus versicolor CBS 583.65 is the source of this 4776-nucleotide messenger RNA. RefSeq lists its product as uncharacterized. Gene Ontology annotation, biological process: potassium ion transmembrane transport; maintenance of protein localization in endoplasmic reticulum. The coding region runs from base 1 to 4776 and encodes 1591 amino acids. The transcript has 4 exons. The record is from RefSeq and is a predicted model, not a curated record. Gene Ontology annotation, molecular function: potassium ion transmembrane transporter activity. NCBI's taxonomy places the organism in Eukaryota, Fungi, Ascomycota, Eurotiomycetes, Eurotiales, Aspergillaceae. Gene Ontology annotation, cellular component: endoplasmic reticulum membrane; plasma membrane.